UCUCGUUGCAUAGUUGAAAAACCGGCCAAGGUGGCGACAGACAAGGUUGCAGGGAAGCUGAGCUCUACUCUCUCAUGGGUGAAGAACACUGUAUCACACACCGUCAGUCAAAUGGCCAGUCAGGUGGCAAGUCCAUCGGCCUCAUUACACACUACAUCCUCCUCUACCACGCUGUCUACACCCGCCUUAUCACCGACCUCACCAACACAGCUGAGUCCAGACGACUUAGAAUUACUUGCUAAACUUGAGGAACAGAACAGGCUCUUGGAAACAGAUAGCAAAUCCUUGCGAUCAGUAAAUGGGUCAAGACGAAAUAGUGGAUCUUCUCUUGUAUCCAGUUCAUCAGCUUCUAGCAACCUCAGCCAUCUUGAAGAAGAUUCAUGGAUCCUGUGGGGGAGGAUAGUGAAUGAAUGGGAAGAUGUACGGAAAAAGAAAGAAAAGCAAGUUAAGGAGCUUGUUCGAAAAGGGAUACCUCAUCAUUUCAGAGCAAUUGUUUGGCAACUCUUAUGCAGUGCUCAAAGCAUGCCAAUUAAGGAUCAGUAUUCAGAGCUUUUGAAAAUGACAUCUCCUUGUGAGAAAUUAAUAAGAAGAGACAUUGCUAGAACUUACCCUGAACAUGAUUUUUUUAAAGAAAAAGACAGCCUUGGACAGGAGGUCUUGUUUAAUGUAAUGAAGGCUUAUUCUCUGGUGGAUCGUGAGGUUGGAUACUGUCAAGGAAGUGCUUUCAUAGUUGGAUUACUGCUUAUGCAGAUGCCAGAAGAAGAGGCAUUUUGUGUGUUUGUUAAAUUAAUGCAAGAUUACAGACUGCGAGAACUCUUUAAACCAAGCAUGGCUGAACUCGGCCUUUGUAUGUACCAGCUUGAAUGCAUGAUACAGGAGCAUCUUCCAGAGCUUUAUGUGCACUUUCAGUCUCAGAGUUUCCACACUUCUAUGUAUGCAUCAUCAUGGUUUUUAACUAUAUUCCUUACAACUUUUCCACUGCCAAUUGCAACAAGAAUAUUUGAUAUUUUUAUGUCUGAGGGUUUAGAGAUAGUAUUUCGAGUAGGUUUAGCAGUUCUUCAGAUGAACCAAGCAGAACUACUGCAACUUGACAUGGAAGGAAUGUUACAGCACUUUCAAAAGGUCAUUCCACAUCAGUUUGACAGUGGUCCAGACAAAUUAAUCCAAGCAUCUUACCAAGUCAAAUACAAUGCAAAAAAGAUGAAAAAGUUAGAAAAGGAAUACACUACAAUAAAGACAAAAGAAAUGGAAGAACAAGUUGAAAUUAAAAGGUUACGAACUGAGAAUAGACUCCUAAAACAGCGCAUUGAAACAUUGGAAAAAGAAAGUGCUUCCUUGGCAGAUAGAUUGAUACAGGGACAAGUGACAAGGGCCCAGGAGGCUGAGGAAAACUACCUCAUAAAACGGGAGCUGGCCACCAUCAAACAGCAGAGUGAUGAGGCCAUUACUAAACUGGAGCAAGCUGAGAAUACCAUCAGGGAGCUCCAGCAGCAGCAGCAGCAAUGGCAUAAAAGCAGUAUACGAUACAGUGAAGACUUUGUGCUACAGCUGGAAAAAGAGCUGGUCCAAGCCAGACUGAGUGAAGCAGAAUCCCAUUGUGCCCUGAAGGAGAUGCAAGAUAAAGUUCUAGAGAUGGAGAAGAGGAACAGCUCUCUUCCUGAUGAGGAAAAUGUUGCUAGACUACAAGAAGAAUUGAUUGCAGUAAAACUCAGAGAAGCAGAAGCUCAGAUGGGUCUUAAAGAACUAAGGCAGCAAGUCAAAGAUCUGGAUGAACACUGGCAGCGUCACCUAGCUCGUACCACUGGAAGAUGGAAAGAUCCUCCCAGAAAAAACACAGUGAAUGAGCUACAGGAUGAGCUGAUGACAGUCCGAUUGAGAGAAGCAGAAACUCAGGCUGAACUGAAAGAGACCAAGCAAAGAAUGAUGGAGAUAGAAACACAGAACCAGAUCAAUAGCAACCAUUUACGAAGGGCAGAGCAAGAGGUUACCAACCUACAGGGGAAGGUACAGUACCUUUCUGCUCAGAACAAGGGACUUCUUGCUCAACUGAAUGAAGCAAAACGUAGACAAGCAGAGACUGAAUGCAAGAGUAAAGAAGAAGUGAUGGCAGUACGGCUCCGAGAGGCUGACCGCAUUGCUGCUGUGGCUGAGCUCCAACAGCAUAUCGCUGAAUUAGAAAUCCAGAAAGAAGAAGGAAAAAUUCAAGGACAGCUAAAUAAAUCUGAUUCUAACCAGUACAUCAGAGAACUGAAAGAUCAGAUAGCUGAGCUGCAUCACGAGAUCAAAUGUCUAAAAGGCCAGAGAGACUUCUCAGACCAACCCACUUUUGAUGGGAUUCACAUUGUCAACCAUUUCACAGGAGAUGAUGAAUCAUUUCAUUCUUCUGAUGAAGAUUUUAUAACUAACUCCAUACAGGAGAGUGGUGUGACCUUUCAUCUACACAGAAGGACUGGUCAGAUGGCUUUAGAUCACACAGUCAUAGAUAGCAGUGACAGUGAUACUGAGGAAAGUGCCCUUCAGACUGAGAAUUCAGACAAGAUGCUUUCCAAGCAGAGAAGAAUGGAAUCUUACUCUACUACUGUGUGA
Messenger RNA from Chaetura pelagica (chimney swift), 2586 nucleotides. RefSeq names its product ecotropic viral integration site 5 (gene EVI5). The record is from RefSeq and is a predicted model, not a curated record. The transcript has 20 exons. Lineage: Eukaryota; Metazoa; Chordata; Aves; Apodiformes; Apodidae. The coding region runs from base 112 to 2586 and encodes 824 amino acids.